Messenger RNA from Pantherophis guttatus, 762 nucleotides. It is a transcript of the gene TSPO, whose product is annotated as translocator protein. Gene Ontology annotation, cellular component: endoplasmic reticulum; membrane. The record is from RefSeq and is a predicted model, not a curated record. Lineage: Eukaryota; Metazoa; Chordata; Lepidosauria; Squamata; Colubridae. Gene Ontology annotation, molecular function: cholesterol binding.
UACAAUCACAUGAUCCCGGGGACGGUGUGGCACUCACAACUACAAGAAUCUAUCUUAAGUGCCCCUCAUUCAAGGCUGUGGAAACUGAAUGGUCGCUGAGCAAGCGGUGCAAGAACUACCUGAGCCAUAAUGGAAGUGGUUUCAUCCUGGAUCCCAGCUAUUGGCUUCACAAUCUUGCCUAAUAUAGGGGGCUUUUUGACAGCCUCAAUAGUCAGGAGGGAAAUGAAGUGGUACCGAUCCUUGAAACUGCCACCCUGGCGUCCACCAAACUGGCUGUUUGGACCUGUGUGGGGAAUUUUAUAUACAUCAAUGGGAUAUGGAUCUUACUUAGUAUGGAGGGACUUGGGAGGUUUCAAUGAAAAGUCCUUUGUUCCUCUGGGACUGUACGUGGGGCAAUUAGCCUUAAACUGGUCAUGGACUCCUACCUUCUUUGGACAACACAGAAUAGGACUGGCACUGGUCGUUCUAAUUCUUACUACAGGAGCAGCAACAGCUACAACAGUGGCUUGGUGUCAUGUGAACAAAGCUGCAGCAUGUUUGAUGUAUCCAUACAUAGCUUGGGUAGCGUUUGCCUCUCUGCUCAAUUACCGCAUCUGGAGGGAUAACCGUGAUAAGAAAAACUAGGGAAAGUUUGUUAUUUUUAAAAAAGGAGCACAAUUAAAGUUCCACCAUCAUUAACUGGCCGUUAUAAUUCCACUCUCUUAUUGUUGUCUUAGUAGUUCAUGUUAAUAGAGAUUUGGGGAAUAAAAAAGGGGAAACUGA